Molecule: messenger RNA, 1155 nt
Organism: Cladophialophora yegresii CBS 114405
Lineage: Eukaryota; Fungi; Ascomycota; Eurotiomycetes; Chaetothyriales; Herpotrichiellaceae
Exons: 1
Coding region: 1-1155 (384 amino acids)
Source: RefSeq, a predicted model, not a curated record
AUGGCCGGUCGCUAUGUUCCACCCGCCCUUCGUGCGAAAGCUCAGAGCCGUGAAGAUGUGGAUACUUCCAGCGCCGACAACAGCAACAGAUCCACGACCACCAUGUCCAGUUCCCCGGGCCUUCGCGGUGGUAAAAGCAUCUACAGUUCCAGCGAUACGACCUCUCCAUGUCUCCGCGGUGGUGACCACAGCACUCGAUCACUGCCUAGGAACUCUGACUGGACUUCGAAAGAUGAGCUUUAUUCACCCAGAGAAAUCCAACAUUACUUCUGGCCAGAAGAGGACCAGGGGAACGGAGUCGGAAACAGACAAAGUAAGACACUUCACGAUUCUGCUGCCACACCUGGGGCUCUUGCCUACGUGUUGCUCUUCACAGACGCGAACCCACGUUGGGAGAUCGAUGGUAUCAUCUAUACCAAGUCAAGCUUGGAAUUGCUGCCUCAACAGCCGGCCAACAGGACGGAAGACCCUGCAGCUUCAUCUUCGGGACCUGAGGUCGAUCUUGGCGAUAGCACCGCUCCUGUACCCGCACAAAUGCCGAACGUGAGUCCCAGUGAGGCGGAGACACCAGAAUCGGUCAAGGAUAACCAUACCUCCACUGCCACUGGUGCUUCAGACUUCGCCUCCAAAGCAGGGGUAAAUGAGAAGCAUCCCAUUGCUGUCUUUUCUCAGGUUCGUCGUGCACCUUACGACGUCCGCACAUUCAGAUUUGCGGGCUACUUCAGCAUCGCCAAACUUCAAAUGCUUCGACCUCAUUCGCCCGAGCUCCUGAGGAUGCUGGAACAGAAAUGGACACUCACAAAUCCUCGCACAGGUCAAGUCCGGCAUAGGCAGAGAGAUGCCAAAGGGUGGGAGGAAAGUCUCAAGUUGCCAUGGGCUGUGAUCAAAUUCCAGAAAGAUGACAAUGCAAACGCUACGCGUGGCAAGCCACAAAUUGGGAGACUCGAGGAUGUUGAGGGAGACAAUGUCGGUGGCGGGAAGGAGAGAAAAGGCGUCAACGAGAUGCUGAGAGAAUUGAGGAUGAAGGACAGUGGUGCCACAGAUGAGAUUCAGCAGGCGAACGUCGAGAUGGACAAGGACCCAGCGGACGAAGUCGCCACGAGCCAACAGAAACAGAAGCUAAAUCUGGAUUCACAGUCUCAAACUGAGACUUGA